CCCACCAUGGACUGUUCCCCCUGCUGCCCUCUGGAAAGAGGUUCUGCAGCAUCCGGUGCAGGUCCACCAGGUUCUGGAACAGCUUCAGGUCCACCAGGUUCUGAAACAGCUUCAGGUCCACCAGGUUCUGGAACAGCUUCAGGUCCACCAGUGCAUCAUGGGAACUCUGACGGCUCACCUGACUCAGUCUGAUGAAGAGGAAGCUGCAGCCCAGAGGGAGGAGUUUAGUCUGGAGGAGGCGUGGCCUGUCCGUGACGUCACAGGGUGGCUGCUGAGGCAUCUCCAUGGUAACAGGAGAGGCUGUGUGUUGCUAGGUGUGUGUGGGGGCGUGGCCUUUACUGCAGCGUUCCUAUUGGCCCUCGCUGUAGUCAGGGGGCGGGGCCUCUGCUCACAGGAGGCGUGGCUAGAGCAGCCUGAGGGCGGGGCUAAUAUACCUGCAGACGGAGGGGCGGAGCUUUACCUGGGGGAGCUGAGGGAGAUGAUGAGGAGGCUGCUGCAGGAUGAAGAUCUGCUCAGCACCGUCAGCCGGGUCAGCAGAGCGGAUCAUCCUCCUGGUUCCUCAGAGGGAACGGUUCUGGCCUCAGAGGUUCUGGGUCGGUUCAGGAAGCUGCAGAUGGACCAAACAUGGACCGAGUCGCUGUUCGCCACACUGCAGGUCUGCAGCUCUCACUGUGGGUCAGCCGCCUUCCAGGCCACAGCCAGGUUGGUGAUGGAUGACGGGACGGCUGAAGCUCAUGUCUGGUUGUCGGGGCAACCGGUCCAGGCUGUGCUGGGAUUGGCUGAUUCCCAGUGGGCGGGGCUCCAGAGAGCGGUCAGGGUCAGAGGUCACGUCCAGGUGUUCCCUGGGGGGCGGAGCCUGAGGACAGACGGACACACUGAGGACGUCCUGCUGCACUUCCUGCUGUCCCUCUGCAGCGGUGAUGUCAUCGGGCAGCAGGUGACCCUCACCUGCAGGAAGCGGACCAAUCAGAGCUCAGCAGAGGUGAGACGCUUCAGCCGAGGAGACAGAGACUUCCUGACCAGGAGGCUCCGCCCCCUGCAGCUCACCUGUUCUCACCUGGAGCUGCAGGAAGAAUCAUGAUGAACCGAGUCAGAAGAUCUGAUCUGAUCUGGACCCACCUGGAGACGGGAUGAACAUCUAGCUACCCGUUCACCUGUUGGACCCGUUCACCUGGAUGUUUAACAGCAGAUCUCAGUCUGACAGAAACACCUGGACAGGUGAGUCCUCUGCUCCUGGUCCACUGACUGAAUGUCAUCAGAUCUGUCAGGAUGCAGGACUUGGACUAGGCCGUUUGAGGUGACAUGUUGGAGUUUUUCUGUUCAUUUAUUAAAAACUUUUGUCGCAGCCUUUUGUUCCAAAAAACCAAAAUUUCCAAUAAAGGCCGUGGUGGGUAACAGGUGGGUUUUUAGAUUUGUACGCACUUUUGUAGUGAUUUAUUUAAUUUAAAAGUAUAGACAAAAUAAUAACUAAGAAUGUCUUGUAGCUUAGUCGAAACGAAAAAUAAUCUCACUUUAAUGUUUGACGGUACAACAAAGUGGUUAGAAUACUGUAUAUGAAAAAGUGUUUUUAAUGUAGGAAAAUGUGGUCAAAAAUCAUUCUACAAACCUCCCGUCCACACCAGACAUUUGCCAAACAACCUUCCACAAAACACCCGGUGUGUUUUUAAUUACACAAAUUAAUGGGAGGGUCUAACAAUUAGCCACGUAAUCUAAACAAUUCCAAAUAAAAAAAAAAAAAAAGAAAAUUAAUUACAAAUUGUGAUUCUAAAUUAACUUAGACAUAUUCUAACAACCCAAAGAACAAAACUAAAUUGGUAGAAAUUAUAAACUACAAAACUUAGCAUAAAUGGCCACAACAACUUUAUUUUCUCUGAAUUGUUUUUUAUGUUGAUGCUUCACAGUUGGAUCGAUAUUUAGUUGUCAUGGUGCGUUACCAUAGCAACCAUGGGAUUUGAUCACAGCUGAUUAACAUGUGGAGGGUUAGAGUAACUAACCGGGACGGACCAGAACCUCCAUGAUGAGAAUCUCAGUCGGUUCAUUUAACUCACCUGGAUCCAUUGGUUCUGACUCAGAACCAUCAGAACCCUUUGAUAAAACCGGGUUGGGUCUCUGACAACAGAACUGGGUCACCAGUUCAUGCUGCAGCUGCAGAGUUCAGCCAGCAGGGGGCAGCACCGCCUUCAGAACCCGGUUCUGUCUGAACCAGAGAAGUUCUGGUUCUGAUCCACUGGAUCCUCCUCGGCCAUCAGAACCAGUCUGAUCCAGUCUGGGUCACUCACAGCGCCACCAUCAGUGUUAAAGUGUUACUGCAGGUCUUGUUGUAUAUUCGACUGAUUCAAAGACGAAAAGGAGUCGGGUGGAAAAUUCAACUGAACUUUAGUGAAUAAUAAAAAAAGGGAUGAACGAAUCAUACAUUACAAUACACUACAGAGUGUAGGUGAUCGACUAACAUAGCUCUUUCUCUCGGUAAAACCUCCUCAAUUCUACCUCUUCCUCUAACCGCCAGUUCUUCUAGCACUUGUGCAAUGCAUCAUGGGAUAUUGAGUCCAUUCUGUUAAACGACCACAAAUAGUUAGUUUUGAACCAGAUAUUAACUAUAAAAUGCUAACUAGAUUUAUGAACUAACUGCAACUAAAAU
Molecule: messenger RNA, 2638 nt
Organism: Gambusia affinis (western mosquitofish)
Lineage: Eukaryota; Metazoa; Chordata; Actinopteri; Cyprinodontiformes; Poeciliidae
Exons: 9
Coding region: 158-1081 (307 amino acids)
Biological process (GO): telomere maintenance via telomere lengthening; positive regulation of DNA replication
Cellular component (GO): CST complex
Molecular function (GO): telomeric repeat DNA binding; single-stranded DNA binding
Source: RefSeq, a predicted model, not a curated record